Molecule: messenger RNA, 4773 nt
Organism: Mercenaria mercenaria
Lineage: Eukaryota; Metazoa; Mollusca; Bivalvia; Venerida; Veneridae
Product: protein PF3D7_1417600-like
Exons: 2
Coding region: 727-3510 (927 amino acids)
Source: RefSeq, a predicted model, not a curated record
UUUAAACUUAAGUAAACUGAUAUACCUUACGAUUCUUUCCGAUCUGUACAAACUGAAUAUUUAUAACACUAUGGAAUAUUCAAUUACCCUGCGUUUAAUAUCUUUACAUUUUAUAUGGCAACGAAGCGGAAGUAUGUCAAAACUUUGGUAAUUAUACUUGACUAAACGUUGUCAAAAUGAAUUGUUUAAUGUUGACAAUAUGGAUAAUACAGUUAUAUCAUUUUUUAUCUUACUAUCUAAACAUCGGUAGUCAAGUAAUGUAAUAGAUCUGACAUAUAUUUGGUACUGAUAAAUCUUAUCUAUGUAUGUUAGUUUGUAUCAGAGUGUGUGUGUAUGAAUAAUGGAAUAAAAUAACGUUGCAAAAAUGGAUACUAUCCACUUUUGGGCAAAUUCAAGGAAAGAAUCUGGCGACAGGACUUGCGUGAAAAUGAAAAAAUAAAAGCCUUAUUUAAACAAGUUGUCAACGAAGCGGCUGGAAAACAUAUUCCUCUGACAUCUAUUACGGGACACGAGGAUAUCAUAUCUGCCAUUGCACAUUUCGGGAAUAUUAACCAAAGGUUUGGAAAAGGUGAAACACUUCUCCACUGGGCUGCAAGCUAUGAACCGGCGUAUGCGUUAGCUACAUCAAAAGUCCUAGUUCUACUUCUGCUUGGAGCUGAUCCAAAUAUUCAAGAUAAUCUGGGACGUACACCACUACACUGGGUGGUAAAUCAUGAUUGUUCAGAUAUGGCAGAGGACAGCGAAAUUCAAUACGAAAGGAGAAGUAAAUCAGAUGCUAUAAAAGUAGUUAAUCACUUGCUGUCCUUUAAUGCUUCCCCAAAUAUAGUUGACAUUUAUGGUGCGUCACCACUUUGUCAUGCAGUAUGGUCGAAAAACAACGACAUUGCUAGUAUUCUACACCCUUUUACAUGUGAACAUUUUAUCAGAACUCCGGAGUUUUUCCUUCUCGAAAAUGAGAACACCAAAAGCAUCAGAUGUUCGAAUGUUGACCAGUGGAUACAAGAGCAUACCUCGAGCGUAAAUGAGAACAAGGACAGGUUGCAACAUCUCUUAUCUUCCCCUGGUAUUGGUUUAUUGCAUCAUGGAGAGGAAAUUGAAAUGCAAAAAGUUCAGGUCAUCGCACUAUUCAAAAGGUUAUCUCUCAAUAUCAAGAAAGAAGAUCCAUUGCUUGAAUUCGUUCCAACUUUGGCAGGAAGUAUGGCAGAAGGAACAAAAUGCCAAAAACCGGACGAACAAGAUAUCAUGCUUCGUCUUAUUAAGUUUGAAGAUUUGUGUAUUCCUGAAGAAUCGGAGCAUGAGCCACAUGGAGUGAUAACUCUAAAAUUCAAUGGCAACGACAUGGAAACCAAGGAAUAUCAAAAGUAUAUUAUCGAUGGGUAUUUGAAUAGAGAGGAGAUCCUGUACUCUUUGAUAACCAAGAUAGAAAAAGAGCUUUCUUCAGUAUCUUUUUGGUCUGAAAAUGACAUCAUAAAUAUCUACCCAACACAUGAUACGACAGUCGAACUGAAACAGGCUAUUGAAGUUGGUGACAUUGGCAACCUUACAUUCAUUUGGCAUGGAAAGCAUUACAAGCAGAUAAAAUUAUCUGUAGAUGUUGUACCUGCUAUUAUCAUCAAGGAAUGGCAACCGGGCAAUGCGCUUACAGAAGAUCCCACAGGUAGAGCUGUACCGAAUGAAACUUUUCUAAUACUUCGAGCAUCUAUUGAGGAUUUUGACUAUGACUUAGAAUUACACGGAGAUCUUAAUUCUAACAUAGAAACAGCUGGUGUAGACCUUUCUACUCUAGAAACUUUAAAUGGUAAAGAUUGGGAUUCAGGAAGCGACUGUAUAUCUGAAAAGAGUGACGAGGACUGCGAUAAAGAUCCAGUAAACGUAACCUCUGGUAUUUAUAGUGCUAGUAUGGUAAGAUCGUUAAGAAAAGACUUCGGAUUUUCGAUUCCAAAAACUAAGAAUAUUGCAAGAAAUAUUGAUGCAAUCUUGGGUGAAAUUAAUGAAGUCCAAACAACGAAUAAACGAACGAAAACAGCAGAAGAUAACGACACCAAAAUACAAUCAGUUCAAAAACAUCACAAAUCCGACUCCUAUAAAGAUAGUUUUGCACUUGUCACAACUGAAAAAAACGUAGAGAUCGGACAGCAUAACGAAAUGGGCUCUAUAAACCAUGAAACCGGUUCAGACAACUUAGACAAAAACAAUACUAAAGUCAUUAAAUCAGCAUUAGGUAAGUGUCAGAACUAUGAAAAUGAUAGAGGAAGGCAGCAAAAUACCGUGAGUCAUGACAGUACCAAAUCAUCAGUGAUGAGUGACAGUAACAAGAGACUGAAUGAAACUAUUGGUAAAACGUCAAAUCUGAAAGGUAUGUCAGAUGGAACAUAUAAUAUGGACAUAUUGCCCGAUUCUAAAGACAACAAAUGUGCUUUGGAAUUGAUAAUACAGUCUGGAGGGAUUGCAGGUAUGGACGAUUUUACAGAAGAUAAGAGUGAACAACAAACAGGCAGCUGUGAAACAGAAAAUCAAGAUGAAUUCUCCUUAAUAUUUCGGCGAGUAAAAGAGAAUCGAGAUGCAACUGAGACAGACAUUUUUCGAACAAACGUUGAUCAAAACCAAAGUAACUGCAAUAAUAAGGAAUACGAUAAAAAUGACGAAAAAUUACAUGAGGAAAUUGUAAGCAACGUGAUAGCGAGUUUUGAUGGAUUCGGCAAUGUGAACGUUAAACCAAUCGAAGGAAACGAUAUCGGAGCCGAGAGUGCUGAUUACUCUUUUACGGUGCAUUUUGAAGAUGAAAAUAACAAAGAUGACGAUAAUGAUGAAGAUUCCGAUGAUUAUGAAACUGGUGUUUCAGAAGAAGAUAUCGAAGAUCCGCGUGAAGACAUGGGCUUUAGAAUAUCAUACAGCAAGUGGGAAAAUGAAACUAUGGCGGCUUUCCCUAAAUGUAUUAAAACUGCAUAUAUACUUAGCAAGAUUCUGGUGUCUUACGUGCCUAAAGUAAGGACGCCGCUCAACAGGGGAAUCCAUAAGAACAUGAAAGGGUACAGUUCUAUUAAAGACAUAUUUAGUUACUUGUUAAAAAUGGCACUUUUUACUGUAGUAAGAAAUAAUCGAGGUCACCGGUGUCUGACAAGUGAUUCCGAUGUCCAAGAUAGAAUUGAGGAGCCACAAGAAUUAGAAAAUACUACUGAUGUCGUUGAACAGGUCAUUUACUCUAGAACAGGCGGCCAGGACAGUUCCAAAGUCAAUGAAGAACGCAAAACAACCUUGCAUCCACUAAGCUCAAAUGAACUGCUGCAAGUUGCUUUCUGGGUUAACGAAUUGUUUUCCGAGAUAGAAGCCUCUGCUGAAGCAGGUCGUCUUGCGACAUACUUUGAUCCGAAAAUUAACAUUUUGGAUCGAAUUGCUAACUCGGGCAAACAAAAAGGAAAACCAUAUCCGGCUAUGCUUUAUCUACGAAAGCACUGUAAAAUGAUCAGAUCUUUGGUGCGUAUAGAAGACGAAAAACCUAUGCUUUGCUGAAUAUUAUAUAAAUAUCAUAUGGCAGCGUGUUUGACAUUGAUAUUGUCAACCCAAGGGCAGAAUGUCACCUGAGGCGAAAGCCGAGUGGUGACAUUCUGUUUCGAGGGUUGACAAUAUCAAUGUCAAACACGCUGUCAUAUGAUAUUUAUUUUGUUAUACCGAACAAAAUUUAGUACAUAAAAAUGUUUAAAAAUGUUUUUAAUUCAUUAAAAUUUAACAGUUUCGUCUUUAGCGCGGUAAUUGCCUGUGUACACAUUGAAUAGUGCAUUACUACUAUAUGUGUACAAUAGAGACAAUCAUUUGACUAAAAUAUUGAAGCAGUUAAUUGCCCUUAUAUGACAUUCAAAAUAUCAGCGCGGUCACAUGACCUGACAGUCACUUUCGCUUGGUCACGUGUCAAAAGGGUUGAAAAUGUUUUUGAUAGUCAAAAUAUCUCUUUCUCGGGUAAUGGGAUUUUAUUAUUCAAUUUGUAGACAAAAAAGAGAUAUAAUAAUAGACUAUGUGACGUUACUAUGCACAAUUGUAGACAAACAACGGAAAGAAAAUGUCUUGGUGUUUGCCAGUAUUAUUUCAGUGGACAAAUACUAUUCCUUAUUUACAUGUUAAAUUCGCAAGCCUGCGACGCAACGACUGCUUUCAUAACUUGCGAAUCUAAAGAAAUCACUUUUGUUGUAGCAUACUGGAGGUUGCUUAAAAAUGAAACGAUACUAGUAAAUAACAUUUUUGUCAUUAAAAUCAUCUCUAGAACUGGUAGGAGAAAUGUUGCAAGUCUUAUACAGUGAGCAUGGUCAUUUGGCUAACAUAAACAUGCAUAAUUCGAUUUUGAUUUUUGUCGAUUAGGGAAAUCAGCAUACCACUAUAUACGUUUCACAACUUAGGAUGGUGUUGAGGUUGUGUCGGUGAUUUGUCAUAUAGGAAGCUGGAGUUAAAUACUACGACGGCCGUCUUUUUUUUUUUUUUUUUUCAAAGAAAACUUUGAGACAUUAUUAUACAUCUUUCGAGUUCUUAUCAUCACUUUUGUAAUUUUUUUCAUUAGUAUUGCCAUUUACAACUAAAGUUUAUUUAUCAUUAUUCAUCAGCAGUCUGUUUCGCCGGCUGUGUUAGUGGAUUUUUGGAGUAGGAAUCCACAGCAAUAUUUUUUUUAAGCUCAGCAUUAGAUACAAUAAUAACGUAUCUAAUCUGUCCCUGUAUAUAACAUAUUGAUGGUAUGUUCUGUAAAAUAUGUCAUACUUGUUUGAAAAAUAGGUAUUACAAUAUGCAACA